This is a messenger RNA of Lentinula edodes (shiitake mushroom), 4206 nucleotides long. RefSeq lists its product as uncharacterized. The transcript has 19 exons. Lineage: Eukaryota; Fungi; Basidiomycota; Agaricomycetes; Agaricales; Omphalotaceae. Gene Ontology annotation, molecular function: DNA binding; DNA-directed RNA polymerase activity. Gene Ontology annotation, biological process: DNA-templated transcription. Bases 1 to 4206 code for a protein of 1401 amino acids. The record is from RefSeq and is a predicted model, not a curated record.
AUGAAGGAAUCUGUCUCUCACCAGGCUCCAAAAGUCAUUAAGAAGCUACAGUUUAGUCUGCUGAAUGCCCAGGACACUGUGAAGUAUGCCGAGUUCGAAGUUACCCAUCGCGAUCUAUACACACACAACGAACGACUUCCAGUGAAGGACGGUGUACUCGAUCGUCGUCUGGGAACCACAGAGAAAAAUGCUUUUUGUGAGACGUGUGGUCAAGCCACUAUCGAUUGCGUCGGUCAUUAUGCGUAUAUCAAGCUGGUCGUUCCCGUCUUUCACAUUGGUUACUUCAAACAUACGAUCGGAAUUCUUCAGUGUAUCUGUAAGACAUGUGCCCGCGUUCUUCUUGAAGAACCCGAUCGCCGUAACUUCAUCAAACGUUUUCGAAGGCCAAACCUAGAAAAUAUGCAACGACAGGCUUUGACCAAGGCAGUCAACACGAUGUCCAGAAAGACAGUGUACUGUCCAUACUGUUCGGCUACCAACGGCGCAGUGAAAAAGGCAGGAGCCUUGAAAAUCAUCCACGACAAGUUUCGCGCGAAAAAAACCGCCGAAGAGAUGGAAAAAUGGAAAAAGUCAUUUGCGCCAGCUCUCGAGGAGCAGAAGGAUCUCGCGCUGUAUCUGAAUAAGGCUGUACAUGAAGACCUCAACCCAUUGAAAGUUCUGGAUCUUUUCAAGCGGAUAUCAGACGAGGACUGCGAGCUGCUCGGCAUGCAACCUAAAUUCGGUCGCCCAGAAGAAUUCAUCUGGCAAUAUAUCUCUGUUCCCCCAGUUUGCAUCCGACCGUCCGUUGCACAAGACGGCGGAUCAAACGAGGACGACCUUACCGUCAAACUGACUGAAAUCGUUUUCACAAACGCGGUCAUCAAACAAGGACUAGCAAGGGGUGUUCCUACCCCACAAUUCAUGGAACAGUGGGACCUGCUUCAGCUUUCUGUCGCAAUGUAUAUCAACUCUGAGCUCCCUGGAGUACCAUCUCAAAUGGGAUUGAAACCUAUUCGAGGUUUCGUGCAACGACUUAAAGGGAAGCAAGGUCGUUUUCGUGGCAAUUUAUCCGGAAAGCGUGUGGAUUUUUCCGGACGUACCGUUAUUUCCCCUGAUCCCAACUUACGAAUUGACGAGGUCGCUGUGCCGCAGCGCGUUGCACAGAUACUGACCUAUCCCGAGCGCGUCACGUCACAUAAUAUUGAAGCACUGCAGCAAGCAGUUCGGAACGGGCCAGAAAUUCAUCCUGGAGCCAACUUCGUGUCUCGUGGUCAGAAUAAGAAGUUUUUGAAGUUUGGGAAUCGGAAAGCCAUUGCAGAUGGGCUUGCUAUUGGUGAUAUAGUGGAAAGGCAUAUCAUUGAUGGUGAUGUUGCCCUGUUCAAUCGACAGCCAAGUUUACACAAGCUUUCAAUUAUGUGUCAUAGAGUGAAAGUACGGCCUUGGAGAACGUUCCGUCUGAACGAGUGCGUCUGUGGUCCAUACAAUGCUGACUUUGACGGUGACGAGAUGAACUUACAUAUACCUCAAACCGAGGAGGCUCGAACCGAAGCAUUGGAGCUAAUGAAUAUCAAACACAACCUUGUAACACCUCGUAACGGCGAGCCUGUCAUCGCAGCCAUCCAAGAUUUCAUUACGGCCUCCUACCUGCUUUCCCGCAAAGAUCAAUUCUUUGACCGUCGACAGGUUACCCAGAUAUGUUGCUAUAUGGCUGAUGCAAACCUCCAGAUUGACAUCCCACCCCCAACCAUCUUGAAGCCGGUUCGCCUAUGGACAGGCAAGCAGAUCUUUAGCGUCUUGAUGCGACCCAACCGAAAAUCCAAAAUCAUGGUAAACGUAGAAUCGAAAUGUCAUCGAUGGGAAGAGGCUAAGCCCGAAAAUUAUCCCGAUAGGAUGAAAUUGGCGAAAGAUAUGUCGCCUAAUGAUGGUUGGCUCGUCAUCGUCAACAGCGAGGUAAUGUGCGGGGUCAUGGACAAGGCUAUCGUUGGAAGUGGGAAGAAGAAGUCAAUUUUUGGAGUCAUCAUGCGGGAUUACGGUCCUCACGAAGCAGCAGCAGCUAUGAAUCGUCUCGCAAAACUGUGCGCACGCUGGCUAGCCAAUUACGGAUUCUCUCUUGGUAUCAACGAUGUCAUUCCUGGGCCUGAACUUUCGACAAAGAAGGAUGGCUUGGUCGAGGAAGCUUAUGCACAUUGCCAGCGUCUUAUUACCAAGGCAAAGAACGGAGAGCUCGAGAACAAACCUGGCUGUGAUCAAGAGCAGACCUUGGAAGCGGAGAUAUCUUCUGUGCUUUCAAAGGUCCGUGAAGCAGUGGGACAGAUAUGCAUGAAAGAGUUGAGCCGUCAGAAUGCCCCGCUUAUUAUGGCUACAUGUGGUUCCAAGGGCUCCGUCAUCAACGUCUCUCAGAUGGUGGCUUGUGUUGGGCAACAAAUUAUUGCAGGCCAUCGUGUCCCUAAUGGAUUCCAAGAUCGCUCACUUCCCCAUUUCCCAAAACACUCCAAGGAACCACCAUCCAAGGGCUUUGUUCGUAACAGUUUCUAUUCAGGUCUGGUGGCUACUGAAUUUCUAUUUCACGCCAUUUCCGGGCGUGAAGGUCUUGUCGAUACUGCGGUCAAGACGGCAGAGACGGGUUACAUGCAGCGUCGUCUGAUGAAAGCCUUGGAGGACUUGACUACGCAGUACGAUCUGUCUGUACGUAAUUCGACUGGUGGUGUGGUGCAAUUUCGGUAUGGAGACGAUGGUUUGGAUCCUGCGUGUCUUGAAGGGGACGCGCAACCACUGGACCUUGAUCGAGCUUGGCAAUACGCCACGGCCACAAGUCGGGUCGGUGCACCGCUGCUACCGUUCCAGAUUAUCGACCUCGUUGACACGGAGCUAGGAACGAAGCGAUUUACCACCGAGUGUACCCCGACUUACGUGGACUCCCUCAGAAAUUUCCUUGUUGAUAAUGUGGUCACAAAGCUCGCCCGUGCUCGAAGUGACCAAGGAAUGUACGACGCCACGGAGCGCUCAAGCGAAUGGGACGAGGAUACUGAUCUCUCAUUUGGUGCUUCUGAGGCCGCCAAAGCUGCCGUAAACAACAAGGUCAAAGUGACAACAAGGCAAGUGAAGACGUUCUUAGAUCUUUGUUGGGUCAAGUACGUGAAAGCUCGCAUCGAGCCAGGUUCCACUGUAGGAGCUGUUGGAGCUCAAUCCAUUGGCGAGCCAGGAACUCAAAUGACAUUGAAGACUUUCCAUUUUGCUGGUGUCGCCUCUAUGAACGUAACUCUCGGUGUCCCGCGUAUCAAAGAAAUUAUCAAUGCCGCUAAGGCGAUCAGCACACCUAUUAUUAGCUGCAAACUAGUUACUGCUGAUAGCGAAGCUUCCGCGCGAAUCGUCAAAGGUCGACUGGAGAAGACGCUGCUGGGUGACAUAUCUAGUGUUCUAGAAGAAGCAUGGGCUCCUGAGUAUACCUACAUCGGUGUUUUGGUUGACACGGACGCCAUCCAAAAACUUCAACUCGAACUGACGCUCGACGAUAUCAAAUGGGCAAUCGUUGCAGCGAAGAAACUCAAGAUCAAGCAAGAGUCAAUCACUAUCAUUCCAAGAAAGAACAGACUCCGUAUAUACGUUGACGGUGUAGACAAGUUCUAUCGACUGCGUGAACUAAAGCGAACUCUCGCUGACGUUGUGGUCAAGGGUGUGCCCACUAUCCAUCGAGCGGUUAUCAACAUUAAGGAAAAGGAUGAUCAGAGAGGCAAGAAAGGAGACAAGGAGCUUCUAGUUGAAGGCUAUGGUUUGCAAAAAUGCAUGAUCACUGAAGGUGUCAUCGGAGAACACACUUCAUCAAACCAUGUCAUCGAAGUCGCCCAAGUCUUGGGCAUUGAGGCUGCCCGCAGGACCAUCAUCAACGAGAUUCAGUACACCAUGAAAUCGCACGACAUGAACAUUGAUCCUCGUCAUGUCAUGUUGCUCGGAGAUGUGAUGUCCUAUAAGGGUGAGGUGUUGGGCAUCACCCGUUUCGGUGUCGCCAAAAUGAAAGACAGCGUGUUGAUGCUGGCUUCAUUCGAAAAAACCACGGACCAUCUUUUUGAUGCGGCUGCGUUUGGGAAGAACGACAGCAUUUCGGGAGUGUCUGAAAGCAUCAUCAUGGGUAAUGCCGCUGCUGGCUGUGGUACUUCGAUGCCACACCUGGUUUCUGUCGCACCUUCACUUAGCAAACCUAGAAAAUUGCUCUUCGAAGACGCAUUAUAA